AUGCCACAUCGCAACUGCUCUAUUGAGAUCAACAACAACUCUGGUUCCUACACCCUUUCCAACCCAAGGGUGUUCACUGAGAGUGGCUGCUGUGAAGUUCCACUGCCACCCAUGGUGGGACCUUGCUCUACUGCCAGUGCUUUGUUCAACAAGACAUCCUGUGCUGCUACUGGAGCUGUGGGGGUCUUCACCUAUGAUCUGUUCAACCCUGACCUCAACGACUACAGCCAUAUCCUGGCUGUCAUGUUCUCCGUGCCCUAUGACCGAAACCUCUACUCCAACUGGUUCGCCGUGGGAAUCUUUGAUAGAGGCAACAACUGCGAUUACAACCUUUAUGAUAUCAUGUACAAUGGUGAAGAAAAUAACUUUGUUAGAGCAAAGGCGGAUGGCUCCUCUAUUUCUUAUGAGGGGGAUUAUGUUAUUGUCAGUGCAUCCAUGUCAGACUCAGGUGAAGCCGUCCUCAGGGUAGAUGUCAAUGAUACAGGAAUGUAUUAA
Messenger RNA from Myripristis murdjan (pinecone soldierfish), 495 nucleotides. RefSeq names its product DELTA-sagatoxin-Srs1a-like. Gene Ontology annotation, cellular component: pore complex. Bases 1 to 495 code for a protein of 164 amino acids. The transcript has 2 exons. Gene Ontology annotation, molecular function: channel activity. Lineage: Eukaryota; Metazoa; Chordata; Actinopteri; Holocentriformes; Holocentridae. Gene Ontology annotation, biological process: monoatomic cation transport; cytolysis in another organism; pore complex assembly. The record is from RefSeq and is a predicted model, not a curated record.